AUGACGCCCGAAACCCAGCAGGAACUUGCACACACCCUCCUUGUGGAGCUUCUCGCAUACCAGUUCGCAUCGCCUGUAAGAUGGAUCGAAACCCAAGAUGUCAUCCUCGGCGAGAAGGAGACCGAGCGGAUAGUCGAGGUCGGUCCGGCGGACACUCUCGGCGGAAUGGCCAAGCGAACACUGGCCGCCAAGUACGAAGCGUAUGACGCUGCAAGGUCCGUUCAGCGCCAGAUCCUCUGCUACAACAAGGACGCGAAGGAGAUCUAUUACGAUGUCGAGCCUAUGGAGGAUGAACCAGCGGCAGCGCCAGCUCCAAUCGGUGGCAGCACGGCAGCCGCUCCAGCUCCAGCGGCGGCUGCGGCACCUGUUGCAGCGGCACCUCCACCUGGUGCAGGCCCGGCCGCAGCAGUAGCUGAUGCACCGGUCGGCGCUGUUGACAUCCUUCGCACACUCGUCGCCCAGAAGCUCAAGAAGCCACUUCUUGACAUCCCACUCAGCAAAGCUAUUAAGGAUCUCGUUGGCGGCAAGUCAACACUGCAGAACGAGAUCCUCGGUGAUCUUGGCAAAGAGUUCGGCUCAACGCCAGAAAAGCCAGAAGACACACCACUCGACGAGCUUGGCGCUUCGAUGCAGGCCACGUUCAAUGGCCAGCUUGGCAAGCAGUCAACGUCGCUUAUUGCACGUAUGGUCUCAUCGAAGAUGCCUGGUGGCUUCAACAUCACAGCGGUGCGCAAGCACUUGGAGACUAGAUGGGGUCUAGGACCAGGUAGGCAAGACGGCGUGCUGCUUUUGGCACUGACAACGGAGCCAGCUGCUCGUCUUGGCUCGGAGAACGAUGGCAAGGCUUGGCUCGACGAUGUGACGCAGAAGUAUGCUGGCAUUGCUGGUGUCAGCCUCUCAUCUGGCGCAGCAGCUGGAGGUGCCGCUGCGGGUGCCGGUGCUGGCAUGAUGAUGGACCCGGCUGCCAUCGAUGCGCUUACCAAAGACCAGCGAGCGCUGUUCAAGCAGCAGCUGGAGUUGUAUGCGCGAUACUUGAAGAUGGACCUCAGAGCGGGUGACAAGGCUGCACUAGUUGGGAAGCAGAACGAAGCUGUGCUUCAAGCGCAGCUCGAUUUGUGGAGCGCUGAGCACGGCGACUUCUACGCUGCGGGCAUUGAGCCUUCAUUCAGCUCGCUCAAGGCCCGUGUGUACGACUCAUCAUGGAAUUGGGCUCGCCAAGACGCUCUUACUAUGUACUACGACAUCAUCUUCGGACGACUGAAAGCGGUCGAUCGUGAGAUUGUCAGCCGCUGCAUCCUCAUCAUGAACCGCUCCAACCCCACGCUUCUCGACUUCAUGCAGUAUCACAUGGACCACUGCCCAACGGAGCGAGGCGAGACGUAUCAGCUGGCGAAGAUGCUUGGCGAGCAGCUGAUUGACAAUUGCCGCGACGUGCUUGGAGAGGCUCCGGUAUACAAGGAUGUCGCAAUGCCUACUGCACCACACCUGACUAUCGACGCACGCGGCGGCAUGAAGUACGAAGAGGCGCCUCGAGCCAGCGUCCGCAAGCUCGAGCACUACGUACGCGAAAUGGCAGAGGGUGGCAAGAUCUCGGAGUACGGCAACCGAACAAAGGUGCAGAAUGACCUGCAGCGCGUCUACAGGCUCAUUCGCCAGCAGCACAAGCUUUCGAAGUCGUCGCAAUUGGAGAUCAAGCAGCUGUACAGCAACAUCGUUCGCUCAUUGUCAAUGAACGAAGGCCAGAUCAUCCCGCACGAGAACGGCAAGCUAAACGGCCACGCCAAGAAGAACGGCCGAAACGGUCGCAUCAAUGGCGUAGUCAAGCAGGGCAAGGUCGAGACAGUCCCGUUCCUGCAUCUCAAGCGCAAAGAGCCGCAUGGCUGGGAGUACAGCAAGAAGCUGACGGGUAUCUACCUCGACGGUCUCGAGCAGGCAGCGCGGGCUGGGGUCACUUUCCAGAACAAGAACGUUCUGAUGACCGGUGCCGGUGCCGGCUCCAUUGGCGCGGAGGUGCUACAAGGCUUGAUCAGUGGUGGCGCGAAGGUCAUCGUGACCACAUCACGUUUCUCGCGGGAAGUGACCGAAUACUACCAGAGCAUGUACUCUCGCUACGGUGCACGGGGCUCGAUGGUCGUUGUGGUUCCCUUCAACCAAGGCAGCCAACAGGACGUCAAUGCCCUAGUUGAUUACAUCUACGACGAGAAGAAGGGUCUCGGCUGGGAUCUCGACUACAUCGUGCCUUUCGCCGCCAUCUCCGAGACUGGUCGGGAGAUUGAUAGCCUGGACAGCAAGUCGGAGCUUGCCCACCGCAUCAUGUUGACGAACUUACUCCGCAUGCUGGGUGCGGUGAAGUCGCACAAGGCUUCUCGUAGCAUCGAGACACGGCCAGCGCAAGUCAUCCUGCCAUUAUCACCCAACCACGGUACCUUCGGCAGUGACGGUCUGUACUCCGAGUCCAAGCUCGGCCUCGAGACUCUCUUCAAUCGAUGGCAUUCGGAGAGCUGGGGCAACUUUCUCACCAUCUGCGGUGCAAUCAUCGGCUGGACUCGUGGCACUGGCCUCAUGGCUGGCAACAAUGUCGUUGCUGAAGGUGUCGAGAAGUUUGGCGUGCGGACUUUCUCCCAGCAAGAGAUGGCGUUCAACCUCCUAGGCCUCAUGGCACCGUCGAUUGUCAACUUAUGCCAAGUCGAGCCGGUCUUCGCCGACCUCAACGGCGGUCUGCAAUACCUGCCUGACCUUAAUGCCUUGAUGACAAAGCUGAGGAGGGAGCUCACUGAGACGUCUGAGAUUCGCAGAGCUGUCACCCGGGAGACUGCUGUCGAGAACAAAAUCGUCAACGGCGAGGAUAGCGAAGCGCUAUACAAGACGGUCAAGGUUGAGAAGCGUGCUAAUCUCAAGUUCGACUUCCCAAAACUGCCAGACUGGAAGACCGAAGUCGAGCCGCUCAAUGCUGAUCUGAAGGGUAUGGUCGAUCUUGAGAAGGUGGUCGUUGUCACCGGUUUCGCCGAGAUCGGUCCAUGGGGUAACUCGAGGACUCGCUGGGAGAUGGAAGCGUACGGACAGUUCUCCCUGGAAGGGUGCGUUGAGAUGGCGUGGAUCAUGGGCUUGAUCAAGAACCAUAAUGGCCCGCUCAAGGGUCAGAGCUACUCCGGCUGGGUGGAUAGCAAGACUGGCGAGCCUGUUGAUGACAAGGACGUCAAGGCCAAGUACGAGAAGUACAUCCUUGAGCAUUCUGGUAUCCGCCUGAUCGAGCCCGAGCUGUUCAGUGGCUACGAUCCCAAGAAAAAGCAACUGUUGCAAGAGAUUCAGAUCGAAGAGGACCUUGACCCCUUUGAGGCUUCGAAGGAGACGGCGCUUGAGUUCAAACGCGAGCACGGCGAGAAGGUCGAGGUCUUCGAGCUGGAGUCUGGUGAAUACCAGGUCCGCCUGAAGAAGGGUGCUAGCAUCAUCAUUCCGAAGGCGCUCCGCUUCGACCGUCUGGUCGCCGGUCAGAUUCCGACAGGCUGGGACGCGAAACGGUACGGUGUGCCCGAUGACAUUGUGUCACAAGUCGAUCCUGUCACCCUUUAUGUGCUUGUUUCUACGGCUGAGGCACUGCUCUCGUCCGGUAUUACGGACCCGUAUGAGUUCUACAAGUAUGUGCAUAUCUCAGAGGUGGGCAACUGCGUUGGCUCUGGUCUCGGUGGUACGACGGCGCUGCGUGGCAUGUACAAGGAUCGCUACCUUGAUCGGCCGCUGCAAAAGGACAUUCUGCAGGAAUCGUUCAUUAACACCAUGGCUGCAUGGGUGAACAUGCUUUUGCUCUCGUCCACCGGUCCCAUCAGGACGCCCGUUGGCGCGUGCGCAACGGCUGUUGAGUCUAUUGAUAUUGGAUACGAUUGCAUUGUCGAAGGCAAGGCGCGUAUCUGCUUCGUUGGUGGCUUCGACGAGUUCUCGGAGGAAGGCUCGUACGAAUUUGCCAACAUGAAGGCUACCAGCAAUGCGGAAGACGAGCUCGCACACGGUCGCACGCCGAAGGAGAUGUCACGUCCCACCACAACCACACGUAACGGCUUCAUGGAGUCACAGGGUUGCGGUAUGCAAGUCAUCAUGGACGCCAAGCUUGCGCUUGACAUGGGCGUACCGAUCUACGGUGUUGUUGGAUUUACUGCCACUGCGACUGAUCAGAUCGGUCGCUCUGUACCCGCACCGGGUCAAGGUGUGCUCACGACUGCACGUGAGCAAGCCUCCAAGUUCCCGUCGCCGCUCUUGGAUAUCAAGUACCGGAAGCGACAAAUGGAUCUGCGCCGCAAGCAGAUCAAGAAUUGGCAGGAGUCUGAACUUAUGUACCUGCAGGAAGAAGUGUCUGCGAUGAAGCAGCAAGGCGGCAACUUUGACGAGACCGAGUAUAUGGAAGACCGUGCUGCGCACAUUGAGCGGGAGGCGAAGAGACAGGAGAAGGAUGCCCUUGCAAGCCUUGGCAACAACUUCUGGAAGCAAGACCCGCGCAUUGCUCCCAUCCGUGGUGCGCUCGCCACCUGGGGCUUGACUAUCGAUGACCUUGACGUAGCCUCCUUCCACGGUACCUCUACCGUCGCCAACGACAAGAACGAAUCCGACGUUAUCUGCCAGCAGAUGAAGCAUCUCGGCCGCAAGAAGGGCAAUGCCUUGCUUGGUAUCUUCCAAAAGUACUUGACCGGUCAUCCAAAGGGUGCUGCCGGUGCUUGGAUGUUCAACGGCUGCUUGCAAGUGUUGAACUCUGGCCUUGUGCCUGGUAACAAGAACGCCGACAAUGUUGACAAGGUGAUGGAGAAGUUCGAUUACAUCGUCUACCCUAACCAGAGCAUACAAACGGACGGCGUCAAGGCCUUCUCGGUGACUUCUUUUGGCUUCGGCCAAAAGGGUGCACAAGCCAUCGGUAUCCAUCCGAAGUACCUCUACGCUGCGCUUGAUCAUGCGACAUUUCAGACAUACAAACAAAAGGUCGAAGCACGGCAACGGAAGACCUACCGUUACUACCACGACGGUCUCAUCAACAACACCAUGUUCCGUGCCAAGGACAAGUCCCCGUACGAGGACACCCAGCGAAGCCAGGUCUUCCUCAAUCCAGAGGCGCGCGUUACCGUCGACAAGAAGUCGGCUGCAUUCACCUAUCCCAAGACCGCGCCAAAGAAGAUGCAAGAUAAGAGCACGACGGAGAUGGUGGAGUCACUGAUGAAAGUCAAUGCUUCCGCCAACUCCAGCCCGGGUGUGGACAUCGAAAGCAUCGACGCUAUCGACAUCCACAAUGACACUUUCCUUGAGCGCAACUUUACCCACGCUGAGAUUGAGUACUGCCGCAAGGCUCCAAGCCCGCAAGCAAGUUUCACCGGCAAGUGGAGUGCCAAGGAAGCCGUGUUUAAGAGCUUGAAGGUCGAGGGUAAGGGUGCUGGAGCGCCACUGAAGGAUAUCGAGAUUAACAACGACGAAAAUGGCGCGCCCACUGUGACUCUCCACGGCGACGCCAAGGCCGCUGCUUCGAAGGCUGGCGUGAAGUCCACUACGGUUAGCAUCAGCCACAGCGACGCUCAGGUCAUUGCAGUCGCCAUCUCCUCCUUCUAG
Baudoinia panamericana UAMH 10762 is the source of this 5580-nucleotide messenger RNA. RefSeq lists its product as uncharacterized. The record is from RefSeq and is a predicted model, not a curated record. Gene Ontology annotation, biological process: long-chain fatty acid biosynthetic process. Gene Ontology annotation, cellular component: fatty acid synthase complex. Gene Ontology annotation, molecular function: 3-oxoacyl-[acyl-carrier-protein] reductase (NADPH) activity; holo-[acyl-carrier-protein] synthase activity; fatty acid synthase activity. The transcript has 2 exons. Lineage: Eukaryota; Fungi; Ascomycota; Dothideomycetes; Mycosphaerellales; Teratosphaeriaceae. Bases 1 to 5580 code for a protein of 1859 amino acids.